Molecule: messenger RNA, 800 nt
Organism: Amorphotheca resinae ATCC 22711
Lineage: Eukaryota; Fungi; Ascomycota; Leotiomycetes; Helotiales; Amorphothecaceae
Exons: 3
Coding region: 399-749 (116 amino acids)
Cellular component (GO): cytosol; mitochondrion
Molecular function (GO): deaminase activity
Source: RefSeq, a predicted model, not a curated record
CGUGAAUUACUAGCAUACCUAGGUAGAUUUAUGAUUACAAGAAUCACCAUUCAUUUAUCUUAAAGGAGCUUCUAGACCGGCGGGCUAUUCCUAAUCAGGUAUCAAAACCACCGUCCACGAGAGGGCGGCAAGGCAGUUCCUCCAUCCUUCUACGACACUCACUCCAAAUCACGUACGAGGCGAUAUGUCUUCAAUUAUUAUGAGAAGGGCCCUGCGAGGUUCGAGGCCUUUAAUCCCUCUGAUCAAUAGAGCGACUUCGACACAGAUUAGAAGAAAUAGCGAUGGACCAGUUAAACCCAACACGCCAGACAAGAUACAAGUAGUCAAUACCUCAAAGGCCAUGCAGCGUUCGUCUCAACGCCUCAAUCUCCUCUCCUAUCUAUAUCACCGCUAACAGAAUGCUGGUGCUUGCAGCUGUUGGGCCAUAUUCGCAAGCUAUCAAAACGCCGUCCGCAAUCUACUGUUCAGGACAGUUGCCAGCUGAUGCACAAGGCAAUAUCAUUAACGGCAGCAUGCGAGAGCGGACCAAAGCCUGUCUCCAAGCCCUCGAGGCCGUGCUGCACGCGGCCGGCUCGUCACUGGACAAGAUCGUCAAGGUCCAGAUCUUCUUGACCGACAUGGCGGACUUUGAAGAGAUGAAUUCGGAGUAUGCGAAGUGGAUUAGGCAUAAGCCUGCAAGGAGCUGUGUGGCUGUAAAGCAAUUGCCAAAGGGCGUUAAUGUUGAGAUUGAAUGCAUUGCCUUGCCGUGAUUGCUGAGGGGAGGCUAGGCUGGGGGAAAUUUGAAGUUAUGAUAAUCUAAU